Messenger RNA from Thlaspi arvense, 1402 nucleotides. NCBI's taxonomy places the organism in Eukaryota, Viridiplantae, Streptophyta, Magnoliopsida, Brassicales, Brassicaceae. The record is from the annotation of a GenBank genome assembly.
AAUUAUCUGACACGCCGAAUUUUAGCCUAUAUAUAGAACAAUAGCGAGAAGAGGAGACCACACAAACAUUUAUAAGAGAAAAAAAAAAGAAUAUUGCAGCUAUGGCUCCGAUGUUGCAAGGCGGAUGGAUCAAGAUAGUGGAUCAGAUAGCAGGACGACCAGCACCAAGAAGCUCACACGGCAUAGCCGUGAUCGGAGACAAGCUCUACUGUUUCGGCGGCGAGGAUCCGCCAUACGAGUCCAUGGACAAAGACCUUUAUGUCUUUGACUUCAACACUCACAGUUGGUCAACCGCUCCGGCCAGGGGAGACGUCCCAACGAUCAACGCCUUAGGCACCCGCAUGGUGGCCGUGGGAACUACGCUCUAUGUAUUCGGAGGCCGUAAUAAACAGUCACAGUUUGAAGACUUUUACUCGUACGAUACGGUGAAAGGGGAGUGGAAGUUCCUGACGAAGCUGAACCAAGAGGGAGGACCCGAGGCUCGUACUUUCCAUUCGAUGACUUCGGAUGAAAACCACGUGUACGUGUUCGGCGGGGUGAGCAAAGGCGGGCUGAAUGCGACCCCCUUUCGGUUCAGGACCAUCGAGGCGUAUAACAUUGCUGAAGGGAAAUGGACUCAGCUCCCUGACCCUGGAGAGGAUUUCGAGAAAAGAGGAAUGGCUGGAUUCCUUGUGGUGCAAAACAAGAUUUGGGUGGUUUACGGGUUCGCGACUGCGAAUGAUCCUAAUGUACCACCCAAACGCUACGGGUCCCAAGACUACGAGUCGAACCGUGUGCACUACUUUGAUCUGGAUACUCAAGAAUGGACCGAAGUGGAGACUACAGGUGUCGAGAAACCUUCUCCGAGGAGCUGCUUUGCGCAUGCGGCUGUGGGGAAAUAUAUAAUAAUAUUCGGAGGUGAGAUCGAGCGGGACCCACAAGCACACCAAGGUCCUGGAACGUUGUCCCGUGAGGCUUUCGUGUUGGACACUGAGACGUUGGUGUGGGAGAGGCUGGAAGGAGGAGAUGAACCGAUCCAACGCGGCUGGGUGGCCUCCACGACGGCGACCAUUUAUGGAAAGAAAGGUCUGCUCAUGCAUGGAGGGAAACUUAUGAACAACAAGCGCACCGAGGACAUGUACUUCUACGCAGUCAAUUCUGCCUAGUCAAUGCUCUCUCACCCUCCAAGGUUUUUAUAUGAUUCAAUAAUAAAGGUUUGCGUGACCUUCAAGGUUUGUUUUUCUUUUCAAAAGUUAUUAAAUCAAAUAAAUGUGUGUGAUGCACAUGCAAAACUGUGUACAUGUGUCUGUGGUUUGAAAUUGGUAUAUAUCACUUGAAUAAAGCAAUAUGUGUUUGUGUUCGUGAGUCUAAUAAAUCAUAUAAUGAUAUGAAGUUAUCUACAAAAUUGUUGUAUCAUUUAAUU